AUGUGUUGUUUGUUGGUUUUUGGGGGUUGUUUGUUUUUGUGGGUUUGGGUUUUGGGUGGUAGGUUGGGUUGUGUGGUGGGGGUUGUUUUGUUGUGGGUGGUUGUGUGUGUGGGGUGGUGGGGGUGUUGGGGGUUAGUGGUUUUGGGGGGUUUGGGUGUUUGUGUGUAUGUGUUUGGGGGUUGGGGGGUUGGGUGUGUGUUGUGGGUGAGUUGGUUGGGAUGUGUGUGGUGUUUUUGGUUGAUGGGUAGUGGGUGUGUUUGUUGGGUUGUUUGGGUUGGGUUGUGUGGGUUUUUUUUGGUGUGGGGUGUUGUUUUGGGGGUGUUGGUUUGUUUGGGUUGUGGUUUUUGUGUUGGUGGGGGGGGGGUUUGGGUGUGGGUUUUGUGUGGGUGGUGGUGGGGGGUUUUGGAUGUGGGUGGGUUGUUGUGGGUUUGGGGGUUGGUUUGUGGUUUGUGUGUUGUUUGUUGGUUUGUGUUGUGUUUUGGUGUGUGUGUUUGGUUGGGGGUUUGGGUUGGUGGUUGUUUGUGGUGGUUUUGGUGUUGGUGUUUUUUUUGUGGGGUUGUUGUUGUUGGGGUUGGUGUGGGUGUUGGUGGUGGGGUUGGUGGUGGGUUUGUGGAGGGGGUUGGUGUGGGGAUUGGGUGGGUGGGGUUGUUGGGUGGUUUGGUGGGUGGGGUUUUUGUGGGGGAUUUGUGGUGGGGUUUGUUGGUGUGUUGGUGGUGGGGUUGGUGGUUUUUGUGGUGGUUUUUGGGUGGGGGUGGUGGGUGGGGGGGGGGGGGGGGUGGUGGGGGGUGGUGGGUUGGGGGGUGGGGGUGGGGUGUUUUGGUGUUGUUUGGUGGGGGGUGGGGGGGUUGGGGGGGGUGUGGGGGUUGGGGUGUUGUGUGGGUGGUGUGGGGUGGUGGUUGGGGGGGUUGGGGGUUGGGUGUUUGUGUGGUGUUUGUGUUGGUGGUGUUGGUUUGUUUUUUGGGGGUUUUGUGGGUGGGUUGGGUGGUUGGGGGUGGGGUGUGUUGUGGGUUUGGGGGGGGGUGGUUUUGGUUGUUGAUUUGGGGUGGGUGGGGUGGUUGUGGGGGGGUUGGGUGGGGGGUGUUGGGGGGGUUGUUGUGUGUGUGUGUGGGGGGUGUGGGGUGGGGUUGUUUUUGGGGGGGUGUUUGGGGUGGGGGGGGGGUUGGGGGGGGUUGGUUGGUGUGGUUGUGUUGUUGUAUGUGGGGUGGUGGUGUUGGGGGGUGGGGUGUUUUGGGUGGUGGGGGUUGGGUGGUGUGUUUUGUAUGGGUGGUUGGGUGGUUGGUUUUGUUGAGGGGUUGUAUGGGUGUUUGGGUUUUAGGUGGGUUUGGUGGUGUUGUAUUUGGAAUGUGGAUGUGUGUUGGUUUUUGGUGUUGGUGUUUGGGGUUUGUGUGGGUUGGUUUAGUUUUUGAGGAAUGGGGUGUGUUUGGGAAUAUUAUUUGGAGUGUUUUGUUUGUGUGUAUGAAUGAUGAAGGGGGAGGAAAAGGUUUAAUGGAUGGAGGGAUGGAUUAG
Messenger RNA from Knipowitschia caucasica, 1506 nucleotides. The record is from the annotation of a GenBank genome assembly. NCBI's taxonomy places the organism in Eukaryota, Metazoa, Chordata, Actinopteri, Gobiiformes, Gobiidae.